Penicillium macrosclerotiorum is the source of this 1311-nucleotide messenger RNA. Its product is annotated as NAD(P)/FAD-dependent oxidoreductase. The annotation marks the transcript as partial. The transcript is spliced from 3 exons. Gene Ontology annotation, molecular function: oxidoreductase activity. Lineage: Eukaryota; Fungi; Ascomycota; Eurotiomycetes; Eurotiales; Aspergillaceae. The record is from RefSeq and is a predicted model, not a curated record.
GGUCUCCAGUACCAUUUGCAAUAUGGUACGAAUUGGCUCUUUUUUUGGGGUCUGUGCCUUCUCUCAGCCUCGCUUUCUUCUGCGUUGACUCUUCCCCAACAACCUCUUGGGGAAGGACCCGCAGAUGAAGUCUCGACGCUCAGUGAGAAUGCCUCUUUCGAAGAAGCAGAGUUUAACAUCACAGACUACACCUCCCUAGAUGAGUGGAAUCCCACAAAAUGGGACUAUGAUGUUGUCAUCGUCGGUGGCGGCCCUGCUGGGCUGGCGGCGUCAAUGUCUCUUUCUCGGAUAGCUCGCACAUCCCUCUUGUACGAUUCACAAGAAUAUCGGAAUGAGCAGACUCGGUAUAUGCAUGAUGUUCUUGGCCAAGAUGGCCAGGUACCCCUAAAGUUCAGAACAGCUGUUCGGAAGCAGAUCGAUGAAUUGUACCCAGACUACUCCUUCUGGGCUACGCGCAAAACAAAAGUCACAGGGAUCAUUCCACUGGAGAAGGGAUUUCGUGUCUAUGACGACAAAGGUGGAAAGGUUACCGCUAAACGGGUUAUCCUCGCCACUGGCAUCAAGGAUGUUCUACCAGAUAAGCCAGGCUUCGCAGAGGCUUUUGGCAGAGGCAUGUUUUGGUGCCCCUGGUGCGAUGGCCACGACUACAAGAACCGAAAAAUGGUUGUUUAUGGCAAUCUUGCCAGUGCUAUUGGGUCUGCUCUCAAUAUGAGAAAGCUGACAACCGACAUUACUAUCGUGACCGGAGGCGUGCUCACCAAAGAAGACAAAGAUGCUGCGGAAGCACGAUGGCCUGGGUGGGAAAAAACCAUUAAGAAUACCUACAAAAUCCCUAUCCGUGAGAAUGACAUCAUAAAGGUGGAGCGUACUUCGACCAACAUGGAGCCUAAAGAUGACGAAUACCGAGUCCACCUGAAUGGUGGUGCUCCUAACCCUUUGGUCACAAAUGGAAUCAUUAUCCAUGUCGGUACCGCUCAGACAUCCAGUCUGCAUAAGCAGCUGCGACUUGAAAUGGAUGGUAAAUCAGUGAAAGUGAAAAGCAAUAUGGAAUCUAGUAUCGGCGGGCUGUAUGUUGUUGGUGAUGCCAACAAUGAUGGCAGCACAAAUGCCUACCAUGCUAUGUGGAGCGCCAAGCGUGCUGCAGUCAGUGCCCAUGUCGCCAUGUCAAAGCAGGAGUACCUUGAAGAUGUCCCAUCAGCGAUGGUGGCAGCCGAAGGAGGCGAUGAAGACUUUUACCGUGCCCAGAUCGAAAACUUAGAAUUCCAAAUGGGUGAAGACAUUGAGCAGAUGUACAGGGCCUUUGGAGGUUAA